Molecule: messenger RNA, 6018 nt
Organism: Rodentolepis nana
Lineage: Eukaryota; Metazoa; Platyhelminthes; Cestoda; Cyclophyllidea; Hymenolepididae
Source: the annotation of a GenBank genome assembly
AUGACUGUAAUGAUCACUGUUCACAUUUUAGUGGAAGAUGUUGCAGCGGGGAAAUCAUUCACCUUCCAUUGUGGUCAAUGGAUAAGUGCUGAUCAAGACGGUGCUACAGCUUCUCUGCAUCUCCAACCAGCAGAAGUUAAGGAUCCUCUUCCAGUAGUUCCAGAUCAGAAAUUCGAAAUGACCUUCUUCACAAAAUGCGAUAAACCCAUAAUGAGCAAACUGGCAGACAUAUACUUCCGAUUGUUUGGACCCAAAGAGAAAAAUUUCGACGAAGAAGCCUUUAAUAAAUCUAUUAUUGAGGGUGACUUUUUGCCACCAAAUAAACGUUGUUCUCCCAUAAUCUGUAUUCCAGGAGAGCAUUUGAAACCCACGGGAGAAUCGGUGGUCAAAUUCCAAAUUAAUGGUUGCCAUAGACUGUCACCGAGCUCAAAACUAGCCCUUGGACAUGAUGCUCCUCAAAUGUCUUCCGAUUGGUUUGUUGAAAAGGUCAUGCUUUACUGCUUGAAUACGGGAAUUACUCAAAUCUUCCACUGCAACAAAUGGUUCCCUUUCACUGAAAAAUCAACUAAAAGAAAAAUAAACUCUCAGUACACUGUGGAACCAUCUAAAAGGCCAUCAUCUUCGAUCAUCCUUAAAACUUUUACGCUUGUGACUGUUUGGUUGGAGUUUACCCUUCAAGACGACUACAUAAAAUUUGAUUUGGUUGUGAUUUUCAACUAUGAAGCCUGGCAUUAUAAGGUGAUUGUGUAUACCGGCCAGCAGUCAGCUGAAAAAUUAUCUUCUAACGUGUAUAUAAACAUAUUUGGAACAAUAUCUGAUUCUGGCAAUCGUCAACUGCGUAGCAGAGAAGCUUUUGCUAGAGGAAAGGUCGAUGAAUUCGUGAUAGAAGCUGUGAAGUUGGGAAGGUUGGAGAAGGUAAGAAUAGGUCACGAUGGUAGAGGACCGACUUCAAAAUGGCAUUUGGAAAAGAUAAUUGUUGAAGAAAUGGAGGAUACCGAUAAUGCAAUCGAAAUCGACUUUAAUGAUUGGGUCGAUCGAAAACAGCCAAAUGGGUUGUUCGAAAUUGAGCUCUAUCCAAAGCAAACAUCCGAAGGAGUGAACUAUACUUUGCACACCGUGACGGGUGAAAUACUUAAAGCAGAUACAAAUGCCACUGUACUCAUUUCUCUUGUGGGCGACGCUGGUGAAACACAAUUUGUACCUCUGAAGGACUCCCCGUCUCCGUCAGGUCCAUUCCGACUCGGUCAAGAGGACAUUUUCCAAUUCCAGGCGCCUUUCAUUGGAAAGAUGAAAAUGGCCAAAAUUUUGUUGGAAAGAAAGGACACAAAUGCCACCUGGUACCUAAAGAAACUCUCCUUAACGGUGAAUGAAUUCUCCCUUCGAUAUUUCUUCAACGUUGAACGGUGGCUUUCUUUAAACCAUAACGAGGACAAAAUGGAAUUCUCACUUCAGCCUACAUCAGUCGAAAGACUCUUCAAUGUGGUUCCUUAUGAAAUCACCUUCUAUACGGGACAUGAAAUUGGAAGCGGUACAGAUGCCCUAGUGUACCUGCAAUUGUACGGCGACAGGGGUGCACUGAGAACUGAAACCAUGCUGUUUAACUCCGACGGGAAGAAAUUUGGCACUGGUGAAACCGUCACAUUUAAUGUCUAUACCAGCGAGGUUGGUGACAUCACAAAGAUUCGGGUGGGUCACAAUGGACAGGGACCCUCGGCAAAUUGGCUUCUGGAGAAAAUUCGAAUUCGCAAAAUUGCAACUCACGUUUGUUCUCACUGCUUAUUGGAACUCUGUCCUAACAUGCGGUUAUCGCAGAAAUCAGCGUCAAAUGAAUCUGGAAAAUGUGAAAAUAGUCGAUGCAGUUGUCAUUUAGAGAACGCGAGAAUUUCUGAAGAGACGCCUCUUCUAACUUUGCACAAUCGACCACAUGAAGAGUUUUGGUUCUUUGCAAAUGAUUGGAUACCACCUCGGGAUGUUGAAAAUGGACAGAACUUCUGUGAAUUGCUUCCUGCCUCCGCAAAACAAACCCCACUUUCAGAUCGCAAAAAAACCGUCUAUGAAGUCCGUGUAAGGACAUCUAACGAGUCUGGUGCUGGAACAACUUCUCAAGCAUAUCUGACAUUCAUCGGUGAAACCUCCGAAUCUGGUGAUUUUGUCCUUCAUAAUCCCAAAGGACAACUUCUGUCUCAAGGCCGAGAAGCCAUUUUCAGGCUUGAAGCAAUCGAUCUUGGUAAAAUUAGUAAAAUUCGAUUACGACAUGACAACACUGGCACCAGCCCUGAUUGGCAUGUUCAAGACGUAAUCGUGACUGAGUUCAAUGGUGUAAAGGAACGCGAAUAUCUCUUCCACUGCAAUCAAUGGUUGGCAGCCUCUACUGUUGGCUCUGGUCAUCUUAUUAAAGAAUUCCCCGUCUCUCGGACUAAACAGUCACGAGAGAGUGAAAAAAAAUUGCCUAAUGAUGAAGAUGUCCCAGGAAAAACUGCACUUGCAGAGAAAAAUCAAUUACCUACCUCCAAUUCCUUCCCUAAUAAGCAUUGUCCAAGAGAUUCGCUGGACGAUGCAAAUGUACAAGUAAAAAACUUAACAACGGCUCUUCCUCAACCAUUGACUUACAGAGUUAGCAUAGUCACAGGAGCAAACGCGGAAGCGGGAACUUCAAGCGAAGUCUACUUGAUUUUGCAAGGAGAUAAGGGUAGUACUGGAAAGAUCAUCCUGAACAACGCAUCGCCCACAAAUGGUGUAACUGGGAAAAGGAAAUUUCAAACAGGAAAUACGGAUAACUUCCUUAUCAGCAUGCCAGACAUUGGAGUAUUAACGAACAUUAGACUAGGUCACAAUAAUUCGGGCCCGUCUCCAUCCUGGUACGUUGAUAAAUUGGAAGUAGAGUCUAAAGAGAGUGGAUCGGUAGUCGAGUACCCCUGCAACCAGUGGAUAGGGAAAUCCGGUCAAUAUGGAGAUGCCUACGUUGAUUUGAGCUCGCAGUUGUUCUCUUCCAGCCCAUUUGGAACAUCCGUAUUCUAUGAAUUCAAAAUCUACACCAGUGAUGUCCUAAAUGCCUGGACAGAUGCUAAUGUGUUUGCGACUCUAACAGGAGCUAACGGUCGUCAUACAUCAGAAGUUCGGCUGAACGGAAAUUUCGAAAGAGGCGAACGCGAAGUACUCUACAUAAAACUAGAAGAUGUUGGUGAACCCCUUCAAAAUCUUCGCAUAAAACACGACAAUUCUGGGUUCAAUCCAGCUUGGCAUUUAGAUUGCGUCGAGGUACGACCAACGGGAAGCAAGUUGUCAGAGAAUGAAGCCUACAUUUUUGCAUGCAAUCGUUGGCUCUCGGAUAUUUGCGGAACAGAAGUCGUACUGAAUGCCAGAGUAGGCAAAAUGAGAAAUUGGGUCGCAACUAAAGGAGGCAGGAAAACUACCUAUGAAAUUGCUGUGACAACGGGUGACAUUAGAAAUGCUGGCACAACCUCUCGAGUGUUUCUCAGCAUGAUCGAUGCUGAUGGACGCAAAGAAGAGCGGCAGCUAACAUCGACGAAAUCCCCCAAGAGGUUGUUCCACUCUGGGCAGACUGACGUAUUCGUAUGGGAGAACGUUCCACUAAAUGAAAUUAGGACGAUAUGCUUACGUCAUGAUAACAGUGGAAUUUCGCCAGCCUGGUUUAUCAAAGAGGUCGUUGUUAGUCAGAUAACAUCAAGUGGAAUUCGUGAACAAAUUCAGAAGUUCAUUUGUAACCGAUGGAUUAGCUAUAACGGUGAAGAGUUUACAACAAUUCCUCAAUCAUCUCUAAGUUCUUCAUCGCCUUCAUCGUCCUUAGAAGAUUUAUCUACACCGAGAAAUAAACUUUCAUCUACACCUCAACUUAAUCUUAUGUCGGCGCUAAAAUCUGAUGACCUUGGAAAUAUAGGGAGCUUAAAUGGCUCACAGCAGCGUCCAACUUUAAAUGACUACGAUGAUGGUGCUCGAUCAAAUAUUCCUCCUGUUUCCAUGGGUUCUUUCCAACCUGUAUCGGGGUCCGAUGAAGAAGAUAUGCUUUCCAUGACUGAAGACGAAGAAGAAGUUCCAUAUAAAAUUACUCUGGAGACUGGAAGACAUGCGGAUGCCGGAACCAGUGGUCCUAUUUUAAUGAAUCUUGUGGGAUCGAAUGGUGCUUCUACGGGUUGGCUUUUCUUCCAGACACUAACUGGAAAUACAGAACUGCCUGCGGGUUCGCACAAAACCUUCGUCUUUAGUGCACCACCAUUAACGGAGAUCAAGGCUAUUGAGAUUUAUGAUCAAUCAGAGAAGCAAUCUGGAUCUGGUUGGUACUUGAAGCACAUGGUCGUUGAGAUUCCUAGUAGGAAAAUGACCUACGAUAUUCCCUGCGAUUUCUGGGUGACAAAUAGGAAAGACGGCAAUAGGGCAUAUCACAGAAUCACUAUAUCUCCCGAAUACUUAGUCGAGAAAGAAUCCGUUGUGUCAAAGGAGAGGCAAACUUUCACCCUCAAGUUGUGGUUAGAUGGCCAGAUGCCUCCAAAUUUGGGGCCCAAUAUUGCGCUGCAAAUCAUUGGGAAUUACGGUGUGACAACUGACAUUGAAGUGAUUAAUCAGGACUGGGUUGCACAAACCCGACUGUUGAUGCUGCAGUUCUAUGCCAAGGAGGAUGUGAAUCUCAUCUCGCGCAUAAAAAUUAUGUUCGAGUCAAAUAGUGAUGGAGAAAGACAAAUUGAUUGGUGGAUUUCGAAUGCUAUUCUAGAACUGGAGGAUGGAACGGUAAAAAAGCGAUACUUCUUCACGGAAUGGCAGUUUAACUUCAAUCAGCGCUUGUCCCGAACCUGCGAAUUAACAAGCACACCGCCAGUAAAACCGCCCGUUACAGCUUACAAAAUCCGAGUGAAGACAUCAAAUCUUCCAGACGCAGGAACAAAUGCCGACGUCUUUAUUCGUUUACUUGGUGACAAAUUUCAAUCCAUGGAUAUUCAUCUGAAGGACUCAGAGUCCAAUAUCAAGCCAUUUGAAAAGAAUCAGAUAGAUCAGUUCACUAUCAGUAAUCUUCCCGAUCUCGGCGAAUUGAAUGGAUGCCUUCUUUGGCACGAUAGCCGAAUGGAACCUGAAUCCUGGAAUUGUGAAUGGAUCUACGUGACUGAGAUACUGCCAGAAGGAAGUUUCAUCCCCCCACAAAGUUGGUACUUCCCUUGCAAUCAGUGGAUUCGAAGUGAUGGGAGCUCUCAGGUGGUUCCAGUUGACCUGUUUCCUAUGGAUAUCAAAGCAGCUCCUGCAAAUGCCCUGCAAAGAAAUGACCAUGGUCUCUCUCCGAUCGCUGAAGAAGAUGAUGAAAGUAUUAGCGCAGCCAAGAAAUUGUUUCAUGAGGUUGAGAAAACAGAAUACACCGUAGAAGUGGAAACCAGUACUGCGAUGGAAGCUGGAACGGACCAUCUUGGUUGGAUUAUAAUCAAAGGAAGACGCGGCUUGUCACCAGUUCUUGAACUCAAAGAUUCCUACGGAAGUUCAACACUGCAGAGAGGCUCUAGUAAAACGUUCAGCAUCACUUGUGAGCCACUGGGACUGAUCCAACAGGUCUAUGUCGGUCUUUACGACCCUGAUGCCUUCAUGGAUGAUUCUGACGAAGAACCAAAGUACGUUAAUCUUCAGCUAAAUCGGCACAACCAGUGGAAUUGCAGGCGUAUCUUAGUGACAGACAGUAAAGACGGCGAGACGUACGUCUUCAACAUUCACCAAUGGAUAAUUGCAACACCUGCUAUCGACCGCUAUAAUGCCAUUGCUGCAAGACCGGCUGAAUUGCGAUAUGUGAGAUCUCCGGCAUCGAGCAAUUUCAAUUCAAGCAGAGCACCAAAGGUGACUUACAAGAUUGUAGUUGAAACCGGAGAUAUGUUAAAUGCUGGAACGACUGCAAAUGUAUACAUAACUCUCUAUGGUGAACAGAGUGGAGCGACAUCAGGUUCUCAGCGUCUUCAAAGAACUACAAAUCAAACGUUCGCCCAAGGACGGGUGGACACCUUCUUCGUUUUCUGCGCUAAGUUAGGUUAG